AUGAAUCUUCAAAGUUCUCAGUCUGCUCCCGCGAUUAUUACUGCCGCCGCUGCUAAUACUAUCACUACUGCCGCCGCCGCCGUCGUCUCUGCUGCCGCCGCCCCUGCCGCUGCCGCCGCCGCUGUUAAUGCUGCUGUUGUUUCUGCCGCGGCCUCUCCUCCUCCUUCUCCCGCGCCCGUCGUCUUGCCGGCUGGGGCCCCCGGGGCGGCCUGGCCCCCGCGGUUCCGUCCCCCCGCGCCCCCCUUACGGUCCGCCAUCGCGGUGAUGAGUUGUAAGGAAUGAUAUCCGCGGGAUAUGCAUACUUACAAGGGUGGAGCCCGCCUCCUCCCGGGUGUACCUGAGUAUAUAUAUGGGAUUCUAGGGGUCCGCAGGUAACUGCGGGUAAUGUUAGCCUUU
Messenger RNA from Aspergillus heteromorphus CBS 117.55, 396 nucleotides. RefSeq lists its product as uncharacterized. The transcript has 4 exons. NCBI's taxonomy places the organism in Eukaryota, Fungi, Ascomycota, Eurotiomycetes, Eurotiales, Aspergillaceae. The coding region runs from base 1 to 282 and encodes 93 amino acids. The record is from RefSeq and is a predicted model, not a curated record.